AUGCAUUCGGGUUACGAAAUACCCGGGAUCCAGCAGCAUCCCCAGUCGGCCACCGACAACGACAACCCGGUUUUGCUAUCCACUCAUCACCCGACCCAUUUUCCCAACCAAUUCCACGCCGGGGCCCACCACCGCCUCUUCCUCGACCCGCCCCACUUCCUCCCGCCGCAGACCCACCACUACCUCGGCCGAGAUUCGUCCUCCUCGCCCUAUUUCCCGGCCGUGAACUUCAAGCUCGGGCUCAACGAGGUUUGCUCGACAAACAAUAUUAACGAAUACAAUAGUGAAAAAGAGAGCAGCAUUGUUAAUAUUGAAGAGGGCGGUGGUGACUGUAGCAUGCUCCAUGAGAGUGAGCGCUUUGAGGUCCCCGAGGAGGAGGCCCCACAAUCUUCUCCGAUUCUCCAUUGCUGGGCAAAUCAACAAGAUUCGACUACUAUUAAACAACAACCCAUUUCCUUCUGGGAACACCUGGAAUCCAAUGAAAACGCGGAGAAUAUGGCCCACAAACCCGAACACGGCUUGACCGACUUUGGCGAGCUCGAAGCCAUAUACAAACCGGUCGGGCAAACAGGCACCUGCGAAGACGGGAGCGCGGCUGGCCAGCCGCCCGAAGAGAAAAGGAAGCGAAGGAAGAAGGAGAAGAUGAAGAAGAACGACGGCGGUGGUGGUGGUGGGGUUAUCGGGAUGGCGGAGUUUUUCGGGGAUUUGGUUAGGCGUGUGGUGGAGCACCAGGAGAGUAUGCACCAGAAGCUGGCGGAGGUGCUCGGGAGGCUGGAGGAGGAGCGGGCGGCCAGGGAGGAGGAGUGGCGGAGGCGGGAGGCGGCGCGCCUCGUCCUGGAGUCGGAGGCCGGGGCGAGGGAGAGGGCCCUCGCCAGGGGCCGGGAGGCCGUGAUCGUCUCGUAUCUCGAGAGGAUCACCGGCGGGAGGGUUUGCUCGGUUUCAGAGGAGGUUGGGGAUGGUUCGGGUUCCAACGAGUGUUCUCGGGAUCAUGCUAUGUAG
Molecule: messenger RNA, 999 nt
Organism: Striga hermonthica
Lineage: Eukaryota; Viridiplantae; Streptophyta; Magnoliopsida; Lamiales; Orobanchaceae
Source: the annotation of a GenBank genome assembly